AUGUCUGCCAAGAUAGAACCUCUGCUUGCAUCGUUCAUCUCAUCAACCAGAGAUCUUUCAGAAAAAGAUCAAGAAGAUGCUGUGAUCAAGGAAAGACGCAAGAUUGCCUGCUCAAACGAAUCAGAAUCGCAUGUCAGAUACUCUAACAUCCUAAAGACGAUAUACAUGCAAAUGCUUGCAUACAAGAUCAACGAUGCUGACUUUGUAAAGGCAUGUGACUCGGGAAUUCAGAGAAUCAAAAGCGCAGGGUACUUGGGGCUUAUGGCUAUAGAUGGCAGUGAAAGCAUAGUCAUGGCAAUUAACACAAUCAUGAAGGAUCUAAGCAACAAGGAAACAAGAAAUAAUGCAUUGACUGCCAUAUGCAACUUGAAUAACAAGAGCCUCAUACUAGACAACCUCAUGAGAUAUGUUUGUCCAAACAAUAUUCAGGAUCCGUUUCACAAAAAGGCGUUGGUUGCAUUCCAUAAACUCAAUCCAAACUCAAAAGUCAAUAUAGUAAGUAAAGAGCAUUCUGAUGUUUAUAUAAAGGCACAAAUAGUUGUUGACAAGUUCAUGACAACAGGAAGCAUUGAUAUUAUUGAAAACGACAUUCUGUUUUUGAUCUCUAUUUUCACAAAAGCAGAUGAUCCGUUUCUCAAGGUCAAGCUCAUCGAGAUAUUCGGCAUUCUCCACUCCAAAGGCCUCCUCUGCAUGGACAAGUCAUUUACAAACUCAAUAGAUGCAGUAAUCAUUCCUCCAAGGGACAAGAUUCGUUUACAAAUCGAAAUAGCUCUUUCAAUAGAAGCAGUGAUACUUCUUCUGAAAACAAAUAAAUGCACGCCAAAGGCAGAGGCAUUUGCCUUCAGGCUCAUUGAAUCCCAAAAUCCAAACUCAAGGCACUUCGGGCUUCAAAUAGCAAGGACAUACAAAAUACACAAAGACAUAGCAAUUGAUCGUUGUAUAAAGCUUGGGCUCCACAACCACGAAUGCCUUAAAACUCUCGUGGCAUUGAUAGGCAAGAGCAACCACAAGGCAAUAUACAAAAGAAAGGACGAAAUAAUAUUUCAUAUGGAGAAAGACACAGUAAGUAGGAAGCGAAUAAACAGCGUGAUAGCUGCAGUGUUCUCAAAGAUCGCCCAGUAUGCAAAAGAUGACUUUCUGAUAAAGAUAUACCAGGAGGUCCCCGAGGUAUGCCUAAGCACUCCGCUUGAUAAGAGCAUUCAAAAGGACUGCAUGCUUAAGCUGUUCAAUAGAAUAUGCAUUACAGUUAAUAGUAGAUACUUCCCGCUGAUAUACCAGCUUCUGCAUGCAAACAUAAAGAAUGAGAGUUUUUACAAUGUAAUUUUUGAGAGGCAUCUCAACAUACUUGCAAUCAAACGAAGUAAUCCGCAGGAAAUCGAAACAUUGGGAAAGUUGCUCGACUGCAUGUUUGCGUAUGGUGUUCCUGCACAAAAUCGCGAAAUAUUGAUAUCUAAGUACAGAGAGAUACAAGGCUGCCAUGACUCCAUUGAUAUACUUAGCAUGAUUCUGGACGCAAUAUACUUGCUAAAUGCAAAAACGAAUGAUCAAGCCGUGCAUAUCUUUGGAAAAUAUUUUAUUUACCUUGCAUUACAUUUGCAUAACAACAAGGAAAUAACAAUUAAGCACGAUCCUGACCUAAGAAUAAGACUGGCUGAUCAAAAUGUAGAUGCCAAGAAAACACAAGAAAUCCUAUCGAAUGGAAGCAUAAUAAGUAGAUAUUGUUCUGAACAUCUCAGUAACUUGGAGAUAAAGGCAUGUGUUGAAGAAGACUCCCAUGUAGUUCAUAUUGACCUGAGCUCAAUAUUGGAGUUUAGUGCCAGGCCACUGACUAUAUCCAUGGCUGGCUCGUGCUUAUGA
Molecule: messenger RNA, 1857 nt
Organism: Ordospora pajunii
Lineage: Eukaryota; Fungi; Microsporidia; Ordosporidae
Exons: 1
Coding region: 1-1857 (618 amino acids)
Source: RefSeq, a predicted model, not a curated record